UCCAAAUCAAAUGAACCAGUUUCCACUUUUUUCUUUCUUACUAUUAGGCAUUCAUUCGUUUGUUUUGCCCAAUUUCGCACCAUAUUUCUCUCUCCUCUUAACUGUUCAUUAUUCAAUAUUAUUAUUACCCAAAUUCAACUUUGAUGAUAGUUGAGAGUCCUAAUUUGCGUGACCUAAUUCGCUGCCACCCAGAAACAAGCGCGGUUGGAAUUGAUGUCUGGUUGUUCCGAGGAGGAGGGGGUUUCGUUCUCGGACGCCGAUCGUCGCGGAUACGAAGGAGGCAGUGACGACGAUUCCGAAAUGGGGAAGAGUCAACUUCGCAGAAGACGAAGGGUUAGUGAUUUUGGGAAGGUGGUUGUGCAUCAAUUCGCGAAAGCGAAGAAGCAAAUACGCAGAGUCAGAAGCAGAAAGAGUCUUCUUGCGAAAUCGCGUCAGGGGAACGAAGAAGGUAAGGUGAUUGUCGUCGACGGUGAUAGUGGAGGAAGAAGGAGAGGGAAUGGGUGUGGGUUUUGUUUUUCGCGGCCCAAAGUGUUGGAAUCACCUAAUGAGUCUCCCACGAGUGAUCCCAAUGACCCUAAUUUCACUCAGGCCAUGUUGAGAACUUUGAUGGAUAAGAAUGAUUUCUAUUCCAAAGAAUGCAACCCUCAUUUGGAUUAGUUACUAUUUUAGAUUCCUUGCGUUCGAUUGGGUUUUAGGAUAAUCUGCUCAAUAUGAAGUGGUGUAAGUAAAAUGAUGAAAUUGUGACAUUAUGAUGGCUCGUAAGGGAGGUAAUUGGAUUAUCAAUAAAAGUGGUAGAGAUGUUACUUGAGAGGCUGGAACUGUGUAAUGUCAGACCCUCAUUUGCAUUCUUGUUCAUUUAGAGAAAUGUGGUGUAAGAACUUAUAGACAGGAAACUUGCUGCAAUUCAAUGCUUAUGGAUUCAAGAGUUGGAACGGGUUAAUAUGGAUUGGAGAAUGGAUGAUUGCUUGAUCAAGUGCUGAUGUUGGAGAGGUUGGUGAAAUUUGGAUUCUUUGAUAUUCUGGGGGUUUCUACUUGUCCCAAUUUGGAGAAGUGGUGUACAUAUCAAUACUGAAAUUUUUUGAAGGCUGUUAUGUGCAUAAUCUCUUUCUAGCCGUCAGCACUUUUUGAUUGGUUUUCUCGUGCGUGCAAAUUUUUGGUUCAGCUUGUUAGAGGUCUUGAGU
This is a messenger RNA of Vigna umbellata (rice bean), 1181 nucleotides long. NCBI's taxonomy places the organism in Eukaryota, Viridiplantae, Streptophyta, Magnoliopsida, Fabales, Fabaceae. The record is from RefSeq and is a predicted model, not a curated record.